GCGGGCUGCGGAUGGCGGCGGCCCGGGCUCCGGCGAGGGGCGGGGCGAGGCGGCGAGGGGGCCGGCGGGAGGCGGAGGCCGGCCGGGCGGCUGGAGGGAGGUGGCGGGGACAGUGUGUGGCGCUCGGAACAUGGCGGGCGUCUGCGACGCGGCCGCCCCGGGAGGAGGCGGCGGUGGCGGCGCGGACGGCGCCGAGCGGACGGGCCGCGGCGACGGGGAGCAGCCGGGCGGCGGCGGCCACGGGCCCGCGCCUCAGCACACCGAGACGCUGGGCUUCUACGAGAGCGACCGGCGGCGGGAGAAGCGCCGCGGCCGCGCAGAGCUUUCAUUAUUGAGGUUCCUCAGUGCUGAAUUAACAAGAGGUUACUUCCUCGAACAUAACGAGGCCAAGUAUACAGAACGAAGAGAAAGAGUGUACACUUGUAUGCGAAUACCAAGAGAACUGGAAAAGCUCAUGUGUUUUGGAAUUUUCCUGUGCCUCGAUGCCUUCCUGUACGUGCUCACCCUGCUUCCCUUAAGGGUCUUGCUGGCGCUGUUCAGGCUCUUCACUCUCCCUUGCUAUGGCUUACGGGACAGACGUUUGCUUCAGCCUGCACAGGUGUGUGACAUUUUGAAGGGUGUCAUUUUGGUAAUCUGCUAUUUCAUGAUGCACUAUGUUGACUACUCCAUGAUGUACCACCUGAUAAGAGGGCAGUCUGUCAUCAAGCUUUAUAUCAUCUACAACAUGCUAGAGGUUGCCGAUCGUCUGUUCUCCUCAUUUGGGCAAGAUAUCUUAGAUGCUCUCUACUGGACAGCCACAGAGCCUAAAGAAAGAAAAAGAGCACACAUCGGAGUAAUUCCUCACUUCUUCAUGGCUGUUCUCUAUGUCUUUCUGCAUGCUAUUCUCAUCAUGGUUCAGGCGACGACUCUCAAUGUAGCUUUUAACUCUCACAACAAGUCACUGCUCACCAUCAUGAUGUCUAAUAAUUUUGUUGAAAUUAAAGGAAGUGUUUUCAAGAAGUUUGAAAAGAACAAUCUCUUUCAGAUGUCAAAUAGUGAUAUUAAGGAACGAUUCACAAAUUAUGUGCUUUUGCUAAUAGUGUGCUUAAGAAACAUGGAACAGUUUUCUUGGAAUCCAGAUCAUCUAUGGGUGUUAUUUCCUGAUGUCUGUAUGGUGAUUGCAUCAGAAAUUGCUGUGGAUAUUGUAAAGCACGCCUUUAUCACCAAAUUCAAUGACAUCACUGCAGAUGUCUACAGUGAAUAUAGAGCCAGCCUUGCUUUUGACCUUGUUAGCAGCCGGCAGAAAAAUGCAUAUACAGACUACAGUGAUUCAGUAGCACGGAGAAUGGGAUUUAUUCCUCUCCCCCUAGCUGUCUUACUCAUCAGAGUUGUAACAAGCUCAAUUAAAGUGCAAGGAAUCCUGUCCUAUGCCUGUGUCACGCUCUUCUAUUUUGGGUUGAUCUCCCUGAAAAUACUUAACAGCAUUGUGCUGUUGGGGAAGUCAUGUCAAUAUGUGAAGGAAGCCAAAAUGGAAGAAAAGCUAUUUAAUCCUCCCCCAGCCAGCACUCCUGGAAAACCGUCCAGUAAAUCCCAGAGCAAGUGCAAGUCCUCUCAAGGCCUUUCCACGGAAGAAAACCUAUCCGCUUCUGUCACCAGCCAGCCUGUUCAUCAGAAAGAAAACAUCAUACCCUUACUUGUGACCAGCAAUUCUGAUCAGUUUCUGACAACCCCAGAUGGUGAUGAGAAGGACAUAACACAGGAAAAUUCUGAAUUAAAACACAGAUCCUCAAAGAAAGACUUGCUAGAGAUAGACAGGUUCACAAUUUGUGGGAACCGGAUUGACUGAGUUUGUGGCUAAUGAGGUGAAGAUGCCGGGCCCUGAGGCCACAAGUGCUGGGCGCCAGGACACAUUUGCUAAAAAUGGCACUUAAAUAUUUAUUUAAAAACUUAAAUUAUUAAUGGCAAGCAAAUCUUAGUAUCUUUCUUCCAGUAACGUGGCCUGGCAGAAGGGCAGAUCACAGAAUAGUGCCGGCCUCUGGCUUUGACUCUGGGACACUGAUGGACGCUAAACACUUCCUCCUGCUUGGCCAGCAGCAGCGCCACUUCCAGCACCCAGCCAGAGCACUGCAAGAGUUCCUUUGCUUUGUCAUCCUGGGCUUCCAGAGUGUCAGGUUUUCCUCGAGGCCUCUUCAGUAUAAGGACAUACCUGGGAAACUGUGAAGCUUUACAAUGAGUCAUCUUUCCAGUCUCAUACUAUUUUCGCAAACUUUCCAAACUUGACUCCAUCUGCCAAAGCACUAAAAAAAUUAUGAAAUAUAAGUCCAGAUAAAUGUUCUUACCACCAGUCAUCCUUGGCAAUACAUCUGAACUAAUCGGAAUAAAAGGCUACUUAAAUACAGCAAAAUGAAUAGCAGCAUCUAAUAGGAAACACUGAGCUCUCAGUCCAUUCAUUUACUUCAUGAAGGUCAUGCAUCACUGGGAAAUGCCUCCUACUGUCUCAGUUACUGUGAGAGCAGAGAGUGAGCUGUGUGACACUGUGGCAGUGACACAGUAAAAGGCACAGAGCAAUGUUAACUUUCAGGUGUAGUUACCUGGUUUCGCUUUAAAGCUAAUUGCUUCAUCACUUAUUACAAGUUAACUUUGGUGAUGAAUUGGCUGAAAAGCUGUUGGUGUACAAAUUCAAUUGCUGUUGCUAUUAACAGGCUAGUUUAUUGGUUUUUGUUUUGUUUUGAGUAACAGUUUUAAAGUAUUCCCAGUGGAUUGAGCAGCAUCACCUUGCUGGGCUUGUAGAAUGCAUUUGUCCUUCCAUGGGUCUGUGUUCUGUGUGGGGAGGGGACAGUGGGUGCCUGUGCUGGGAGAGACCAUCACAUGACUGUAAAUGGUGUGUUUGGGACAGGAGAGGGUACUACAGUGUGGGCACUGUAAAUAGCAACCAAAAGGUGCUUUGGGGUUAUUGUUUGAGAUAAAAAUGUUGUUCCUGCUUCAUUGCUAGUUGUUGGCAUCCAAGAACAAGUUCUCACCCCCUAUUUUUAGCUUGAGAAUCUUUUCUACAUUUCUCUUAAAAAGAAAAUUGACUGUUUCUGAUCUAAACUGUCCAGAAGAUGGUACUAACUUCGUUUCCUGUGCUGUCUCCUGAAACUCAGCUCUCACGCAAACUUUUCUGGCGCAGAUGGCGAUGGUUUGCUUGUGUCCUGGAUAAAUAUAAAACUAGUUUUGAUGCUUUGGCUUAUGUAUUUGAGAUACAGGAGGGUUUCUAAUGUUUUGCACUAACAGAAUCUAAAGAUAACUGUUGGAAAUACUAUACAUGCCUUGUAAAACCAGGAAGCAGUUUUAGUUUAAAAUGAACGUUUUUAUUCUUUUGUGUAUAUUUUAGUGGGGCCCCACUUUUAAACUAUUCUUUUUACCAUCAAGAAAGUGUCCAUGGCAACUAGGGGCAGUGUGGAGAAACCUUUGCCAAAUGCAGCCCUCAUCAGAACAAGAACAUGGCCUACAUGUAUCUUUCGGUUCCGCUUGAAUUUUCUGUUUCUGCAUUGUUUUCUGAAGAUUGCAUUUCCUUUGCAGAUGCUCUUGGGAGUGUGGAUGAUACUCACUUCUUCUGUCAUAAUGGCAUUCAGUACUAAUUUUAUAAGUGCAUCUUGUGUGAAACUCAAUAAAUUCAAUUUUAUAAUCUUUUUUAAAAA
Molecule: messenger RNA, 3659 nt
Organism: Meriones unguiculatus (Mongolian gerbil)
Lineage: Eukaryota; Metazoa; Chordata; Mammalia; Rodentia; Muridae
Gene: Tapt1
Product: transmembrane anterior posterior transformation 1
Exons: 14
Coding region: 131-1825 (564 amino acids)
Biological process (GO): positive regulation of cilium assembly; maintenance of protein localization in endoplasmic reticulum
Cellular component (GO): endoplasmic reticulum membrane; ciliary basal body
Source: RefSeq, a predicted model, not a curated record